Molecule: messenger RNA, 4541 nt
Organism: Homo sapiens (human)
Lineage: Eukaryota; Metazoa; Chordata; Mammalia; Primates; Hominidae
Gene: ANKK1
Product: ankyrin repeat and kinase domain containing 1
Exons: 9
Coding region: 2352-4460 (702 amino acids)
Biological process (GO): cellular response to retinoic acid
Cellular component (GO): nucleus; cytoplasm
Molecular function (GO): protein kinase activity; protein serine/threonine kinase activity; protein serine kinase activity
Source: RefSeq, a predicted model, not a curated record
CCAGCCUCGCCCUCCCCUUUCUCGGAGGAGAAACUGAGGCCCGGCAAGCUUUGGGCCCAGGGAGCUUGCGAGGAAGGAGUGGGCUGAGUUUGGGGCUGAGGACUGUCCCCCGCGGUAUUUCUGAAUUCCACCCAGUAGCCUGAGCCUCCCAGGCACACCCAUACCUGUCUCCCUAACCAAAAUAGAGUUGGCACAUAAUACCUGUUUGUAGACUCAACAGAGGUCAAAGGCAAGCGGGAACUACCUACCAAAGACGCCUUUAUCCCAUCUGACCUUCCGAACUUGUCCUGCCUGCUUCCAUCCUUCUCUCCAGCGCCUUCUUCCCCCGGUGUCCUGUGGCAAUAACUGCUCUUGACCGCUCUCUGCCAUCCUCCUACCCACCCCAGCUCUCAGGGCAGGGCUGAGCAUCCUGGGAGGCUGUGGCACUUUGCUCAGAUCUGCAGGGAAUCAUGUUCUCUCUUCCCACGGUGGCGGGAGGGAGGAGGCCCCUCCCAAUCAGUGCAGGCUGAGGAGGUCAGGGGAUGGAGACUGCCCGGCCUGAUGGCCUGUCCAGGCCCUUGGAGGGUCAAGUCUGGAGUUCUCUCAUCUCUGUUUUUGUUUUUGUCCCUUGCUGUCAUGCGCACUACAGCGACGCCUUGACAUGCCCCUAUUUUUCUCUUCCUACCUCUUUCCUACGUUUCCAUUAUUCUCUGUCUUCCCACUGAUUUGGAAUCCAGUCUCAUUCCCACUGGAGUUGCAUAUACUAGCUGUGUGCUUGCACCUUGCAGCCAUGAAGAAGACACUCGGGAUGUUAAACCUGAGCAUGAUAACCAUGUCCUCCUCCCAAGGCUCUGGGACAUCAAUUAGAGAGUCCGGGACGGGGGUCUCUCUGACUGGCAUCUGGCUUGGAUGCUAUCUGUGGUUCUCUAGGAUUACCAUGCAAACUCUUAAGAUACAGCCUCAGGUGCCACACACUCAGUUCCCAGGCCUUCCCCCACCUUAUGAGGAGAGGAAAAAUAAGAUCGCCUAAGGCCCACUCACCUUCCUCCCUCAACAUCUGCCUGUUGGUUUUGGAGGAGGGUCAGAGUAUGCUAGGAUUUGUCUAAAUCAUUUAUAGCCUUUUGAAUAUAGAACGAAAGGAAACAGAUGGCAGUGACAUGAUUACACUGUGAGACAUUGAUGCUAACUCCUGCCACUUUCCCUUCCCAAGUUCUGGGAAUUCCCUGGGUGGAGGGGGUAAGAUAAUUAAUGGUAAUUAAGACUUAGUAUGUAUGGAUUACUAUACUAGGAGCUUUACGUGCAUUACUUUACUAGAUCCUCUUUCCAGCUAUUCAUUCAUUCAUCCACUUGACAAAUGCUUACUGCUCUUCUACUAUGUGUCAGGCACUGUUCUACACCCUGGGAUUAACGAUGAAUGCAACAGAUGUGUCCUUUCUCUCCGGGAGAUUGCAGCCUAGGGGGAGGAAGACAUUAACCAGAUAACCCCACAUGUAAAUGUAAAUGUGCUACUGUGAGAAGCUUAAGAAGGGGAGAUUUGUGGCUCUAGGAGAGCUCAUUAACAGAAAGUUUGACUGAUAUCAGAAAAGGCUUCCUUGAAGAAGUUACACUACAGCUGAAAUGUGAAGAAUGAGUAUAAGUUAAGUAGGUGAGGAGGAGAAAGUUUUCCAAGAACAGACAACAGAGUGUGCAAAGAAUCUGUGGCAAGAGGGGCAUGGUAAGUACAAAGAUGGGAAAAGGCCAUGAUGGCUGGAGUUGGGAGAGUAAAAGAGCAGUGGAAAACCACUGAGCAUUUACAACCAGGUAGCGGUGGUGACCAUGGGAGGGAUUAAUCAGAAUUGCAGUAUGGAGAAUGCAUUGGGAGGGGUAGAGUGGAUUCUGGUUAAGUUAGGAGAUUGUUAUCUUCAUUCUGAUGAGAGACGGAUAAUAGGGGCUAGAGUGGAGUGUUGGUAGUGGAGAUAGGAAAGGAAUGGGUCAAGCCAUAUUUAGAAGGUAAAAAUCCACCCGACUUGGUGCUGGAUUAGUCAUGGGGAGGAUCACGAUGAGGAAGAGGGGUAUUAAAGCUAACUUGAUGUCUGGCUUGCCCAAAGGAAUGGAGGAUCCACUAAAAUGUCCACUCCAUGAGAGUGUCUGUUUUGGUCACAGCUCUGUCUCCUGUGCCUGGCACAGAGUUGGUGUUCAAUAAAUAUUUAUUGAAUGGCAGUGUUGACAAUUAAUGGAGAGACUAUGAAAAGAGGCCUAGACUUGGAGAGGAAGAUCAUGAGUUCAGCUUUGUACCUGUUGAGUUUCAGAUGCCUUUAAACAACCAAGAAGAGUUGUCAUGGACAUCAGAGUAAAGCUCUGAUGUGAAUUACCUCAUUGAAGAAGCUGCCAAAAUGAAGAAGAUCAAGUUUCAGCACAUCGUGUCUAUCUACGGGGUGUGCAAGCAGCCCCUGGGUAUUGUGAUGGAGUUUAUGGCCAACGGCUCCCUGGAGAAGGUGCUGUCCACCCACAGCCUCUGCUGGAAGCUCAGGUUCCGCAUCAUCCAUGAGACCAGCUUGGCCAUGAACUUCCUGCACAGCAUUAAGCCGCCUCUGCUCCACCUGGACCUCAAGCCGGGCAACAUACUCCUGGACAGCAACAUGCAUGUCAAAAUUUCAGACUUCGGCCUGUCCAAGUGGAUGGAACAGUCCACCCGGAUGCAGUACAUCGAGAGGUCGGCUCUGCGGGGCAUGCUCAGCUACAUCCCCCCUGAGAUGUUCCUGGAGAGUAACAAGGCCCCAGGACCUAAAUAUGAUGUGUACAGCUUUGCAAUUGUCAUCUGGGAGCUACUCACUCAGAAGAAACCAUACUCAGAGCUCACGUCACAGCUAAAGGAAAGGAAAGGGUUCAACAUGAUGAUGAUUAUUAUCCGAGUGGCGGCAGGCAUGCGGCCCUCCCUACAGCCUGUCUCUGACCAAUGGCCAAGCGAGGCCCAGCAGAUGGUGGACCUGAUGAAACGCUGCUGGGACCAGGACCCCAAGAAGAGGCCAUGCUUUCUAGACAUUACCAUCGAGACAGACAUACUGCUGUCACUGCUGCAGAGUCGUGUGGCAGUCCCAGAGAGCAAGGCCCUGGCCAGGAAGGUGUCCUGCAAGCUGUCGCUGCGCCAGCCCGGGGAGGUUAAUGAGGACAUCAGCCAGGAACUGAUGGACAGUGCAGACUCAGGAAACUACCUGAAGCGGGCCCUUCAGCUCUCCGACCGUAAGAAUUUGGUCCCGAGAGAUGAGGAACUGUGUAUCUAUGAGAACAAGGUCACCCCCCUCCACUUCCUGGUGGCCCAGGGCAGUGUGGAGCAGGUGAGGUUGCUGCUGGCCCACGAGGUAGACGUGGACUGCCAGACGGCCUCUGGAUACACGCCCCUCCUGAUCGCCGCCCAGGACCAGCAACCCGACCUCUGUGCCCUGCUUUUGGCACAUGGUGCUGAUGCCAACCGAGUGGAUGAGGAUGGCUGGGCCCCACUGCACUUUGCAGCCCAGAAUGGGGAUGACGGCACUGCGCGCCUGCUCCUGGACCACGGGGCCUGUGUGGAUGCCCAGGAACGUGAAGGGUGGACCCCUCUUCACCUGGCUGCACAGAAUAACUUUGAGAAUGUGGCACGGCUUCUGGUCUCCCGUCAGGCUGACCCCAACCUGCAUGAGGCUGAGGGCAAGACCCCCCUCCAUGUGGCCGCCUACUUUGGCCAUGUUAGCCUGGUCAAGCUGCUGACCAGCCAGGGGGCUGAGUUGGAUGCUCAGCAGAGAAACCUGAGAACACCACUGCACCUGGCAGUAGAGCGGGGCAAAGUGAGGGCCAUCCAACACCUGCUGAAGAGUGGAGCGGUCCCUGAUGCCCUUGACCAGAGCGGCUACGGCCCACUGCACACUGCAGCUGCCAGGGGCAAAUACCUGAUCUGCAAGAUGCUGCUCAGGUACGGAGCCAGCCUUGAGCUGCCCACCCACCAGGGCUGGACACCCCUGCAUCUAGCAGCCUACAAGGGCCACCUGGAGAUCAUCCAUCUGCUGGCAGAGAGCCACGCAAACAUGGGUGCUCUUGGAGCUGUGAACUGGACUCCCCUGCACCUAGCUGCACGCCACGGGGAGGAGGCGGUGGUGUCAGCACUGCUGCAGUGUGGGGCUGACCCCAAUGCUGCAGAGCAGUCAGGCUGGACACCCCUCCACCUGGCGGUCCAGAGGAGCACCUUCCUGAGUGUCAUCAACCUCCUAGAACAUCACGCAAAUGUCCACGCCCGCAACAAGGUGGGCUGGACACCCGCCCACCUGGCCGCCCUCAAGGGCAACACAGCCAUCCUCAAAGUGCUGGUCGAGGCAGGCGCCCAGCUGGACGUCCAGGAUGGAGUGAGCUGCACACCCCUGCAACUGGCCCUCCGCAGCCGAAAGCAGGGCAUCAUGUCCUUCCUAGAGGGCAAGGAGCCGUCAGUGGCCACUCUGGGUGGUUCUAAGCCAGGAGCCGAGAUGGAAAUUUAGACAACUUGGCCAGCCGUGGUGGCUCACGUCUGUAAUCCCAGCACUUUGGGAGGCUGAGGCAGGCAGAUCACCUGAUAUCAA